Messenger RNA from Oldenlandia corymbosa var. corymbosa, 3614 nucleotides. The record is from the annotation of a GenBank genome assembly. Lineage: Eukaryota; Viridiplantae; Streptophyta; Magnoliopsida; Gentianales; Rubiaceae.
UGCAACUGGGGUUUUGUGCUUAUUCCCAUUUUCUUCAACUGGGUUCAAAGAACUGGCAAAAAAUUUGGCAAGUGGGAAAAAACUGCCAAUAAAAUAACCACCACCAGGGACAAAUUCCCUAACUGCCAUGUCCUCUUACUUUCAAUUCGAACUUGUUACCUUCCACAGUUCUUUUCAUCCUCUAUUCACUUCCUCUAUGAUUGAUCAAAAUGUUGUUUCCAUGUAUCAAACUACUUGUUAUCUCCAUUUUCACCGCCUCUGUUUUCCCUCCCUUUGCUCUGCUUACAAAACCUGAGAGUAGUGCACCAAUGCUCCCCAGUUUUGCUUUCAGUUGGUAUUACAAUAAUGAUAAGUUUGCGGCCGGGGACGUUGUGAGCAUUAAGGUUAAAGUGUUGGGAAGGUUUGAUAGCAGUAAAUUCAAGCACCCUUUUGAUCCUAACAUCACCAUCAACAACAGGGUGGGCAACAGUUCUUACAUAUCUGGAGUUUCCUCGUUUUUCGAUGAUGAUUUCAACACUUGGAGGAUUUCUUUCAUCCCCAUUAUGGCCGGAUCGUUCAAUGUGCUGAUUACUGAUGAAAAUUUUAAUGUACUGGAUUCCUCUCUGCACUUUCAUGUCAUCCCUGGGAAAAUGUAUCCGGGUGCUGGAAUUGUGUCUUGGAUGGGUGGAGUAAACGAGUUUGUGGCUGGAGAUAUUGCUACAAUUCUGAUACUCCCUAGAGAUGCUUUCGGGAAUAAUAUAUCUUCUGAGGCUGAAAAAACGAAUUUUGAUGAUUUCUCUGUUUCAUCAACUACUUUGAAUGGUUCUGUUGUUAGUACUCUUAACAUCAAAGACAAGGGAUGGACUAAUUUUGGCUACCUCAGGUUUGAAUUUGUUGUGGCAACUUCUGGAAACCUCUUGCUUCAGGUUCAAGUGCAAAACCAAUCCUUGAUUGGCGUACCCAUGCCCUUCAGGGUGAUCCCAGGGGCCUUGGAUGUUGCCAAUUGUUCAGUGAGCUGGCAUUCUGAAACAAAAUCCUUCCAACUGUUUUCGAUGAUGGAAGGUUUUAUACACCAGCAUGAUCAAUAUGGAAAUCUUGUUCCCGGAAUCUAUGAAUUUGAUGUUGAAGUUGUUGAGAAAGGGACAAAUUUGUCAAUGCCGGUGUCGGAUUUGGUUUUUGAGGAGGUUUCACAUGGUAUUCAGUUGUUCACUUUCAGUCUCAUGGAGCCAGGAAACUUCACUCUCUUGAUCCUUGAUAAACAGCAGAAUAUUUUGAUCUCCAAUGUGCCAUACGACUUCAACGUCUACAUAGGUUAUUGCCAUGGAAUCAACAGUGUAGUUAAUGGUUCGGGUCUAAACAACUCUGUCGCGGGUGAAGUAGCGAGCUUUGCUGUGUUUUUAAGAGAUGCUUAUCAGUACCCUUCUCCUGUUGAACUAGAGAGAUUGCAAGUGAAAAUUUGGCAUGAAAUGACUUUGCAACAGUUACAGGCUACUGUAAGUCCUCAGAAAGCUGUGAAUGGGACUUAUCAUGAUGGGAUAUUUCUUACAUCAACUCCUCCUCCAAUUGUUCAUGCAAAGAAUAAGAGUAACGAGAAUGCAGGAUUUAGGACUAGUGCCUUUGAGGUCACUUUUGUACCUGAAAAGAGCGGAAUACAUGAAAUCACUAUCUUUUGUGGAAACAUUGCAUUAAAUGAUGGGCAUCCAUUCAGAAUGGAAAGUAGGGCUGGUAAGGUUAAUUUAUCCCUCUCAGGGAUAGCAAAUAUUACUCAGAAAGUGGCAAAGCUGACAAAGAAUGAGCUACUAGUGCACCUCAUGGAUUCUCAUUAUAACCCAAUUAUGGCGCAGCAGUCAAAGUUGAAACUUGAGAUGGCUUCACUUAAUAGAUCAGGUUUUCGGACAACAAUGUUUGUUGAUAACAAUGAUGGAUCAUACUCUUGUAGCUACUUGGCAAAGGAUGUUGGUACUUUUGAGAUAUGUGCUUCAUUCGAUGGAAAACAUUUCAUGCCUUGUCCUAUUGGCGUAAAUGUUUAUACAAGAGAGUAUUUUCCUCAAGUUUUCAAUGAUACUGUCACAGUCUGGGAGGAUGAGUCAACUGCAUUUGAUGCUCUAGAAAAUGAUUAUUUUGCAGGUGGCAAUGCAACUGUUUUAGAAUAUUCAGCGCCACACUAUGGUUCACUUCUACAGUAUGGACGGCUAUUCAGAUACACGCCUUAUAAAGGAUUUUAUGGAAAUGAUUCUUUCCUGUAUACCAUAUCCGAUUUAAAUGGCAACCAUGCUUCUGGUUUGGUAAAUAUAGCUAUCCUCAGUGUUCCACCUCAGCUCUCUCUCUUCCCUAGUCAAUUGCAAGGAACUGAAGAUCUUGUUAGCCCGAGAUAUGGUGGUUUCUCUGGGUUUGAGUUGGCAUACUCAGAUUUGACUGAGAACAUCACUGUUAUUCUAAAUGCAAAACAUGGAACUGUCUUCCUAUCUCCCUUGAUUAUGCAGUUUUGGCAGUCACCAGGGUGUGAACUAAUUGUAAGCCGAGAAAAUCAGGACUCUGGGGAGUUGAGUAUACAUGGUUGUUUGGAAGUAAUCAAUUCUGCCCUUCAAGCAAUCCAAUACUCUGGGACUGAGAAUUUUUACGGGGAGGAUUCCAUUGAAAUCUCUACUAUGAACAGAAAUGGGAUGAACAAUGUCAAAGUUCCUAUCUUUGUGGAUCCCAUCAAUGAUCCGCCAUUUGUAAGCGCUCCACCCUUUAUUUUCCUUCAGGAUUCAGGCGAUGAUCAAGUACUUAUUUAUGACCGAAAGAGAGACAAAUUUGAUUUUGUCGUUGGUGAUCCUGAUCUUCUAAAUUAUCCUGGUAAUAGGUCUCACUUUCUGGUGAUGUUCUCUUUGGAAGUUAGUUCUGGUUACAUAUCAACAAGCCUUCCAGUUGAUCUUAUUAGUACAACUGAACUGAAGUUUAAGACAAGUUACCAGUGGCAGCCACUAGUAACAUUUGUCACCAUCUCCAAACAUUUCCUGGUAAAAGCGAAAGGAAUCAGAUUCCGGGGGACUAUUGACGAAUGCAACAGCAUAAUGGAACAACUCAUGUAUAGUGGUGACAAACAUGGUGAUGUCUUGACUGUGAAAGUAAAUGAUAUGGGGAGCUAUGGCUGUUAUCCAAACUGCGACCAGAUGACGUCAAUGCCUCUCUUUGCUGAGGCGACUAUAAAUCUAAUCAGACGGCAACCCAUGAGUUCGUUGCUAGCCCAUACUCUUGGAUCAGCGGUUGUGGUUGAGUUCAUUGCGCUACUGUUUCUUGGCGUGGUACUUGUAUACUUCACCUGCAGAUGCGCUGUUGUGCUCAUGCGUGAAAAGAGGAAGAACGAAAUACAGAACAUUGAGCUCACUCAAGUUGGAACAUCGGAUAAACAAGCUCAUAAUCUCUUGGAUUCAAGUGAAGGGUUAUCCUGGAUCACGGCACCCUUCAAUGACUGUUGUUCCACUCGUUUCUUUAGUGGCCGCGGCCAGGCACUUUCUCCAGGGUCACAUAGUCCAACUAGAACCAGGGAAAGUAGCGAGCAGAAUAUGCAACGUCCUUCACUGCAGCUGCAGCAGCUUUCAAGUGAUGAUGAGUUUGUAGUUAGUGCUUCAUCAGAGGAUGCAACAGCUUAA